UUGCAAGCCUAAGACUGGCAUCAAAGAAGAUCUAAAAGCACCUAGAACAAGUGGGUUUUGGGGUGAUCCAGAAGAGGCUUUGGGUAUGCCAGUGAAAUAAAUAGCAAGCUGGGAAGACUCAAUCAAACACAAAGCAAUAAGACUGCAAGCAAUUGAGACUCUUUCUCCUAAAUCAGAAAUAAGGAAUAAGACUCACCAGAGCUAUAAAUAGAGAGCCUUAAGAUCAAGUAAGGAAAUGUGUGGCUUUUAACAGUGUUAUUUUGCAGAGGAUGAGAUGGGUAGCUGUUUCUUUGAGAUGAGUGGUAUAGUCCCUGCUACAGUUAAGAGGCAGGAUUUUUUUUGAGGAGAUAAGCAUUUGAAUUGCUUCUUUCAAGCUCACAGCAUGGGCUAGAAUUUUCCACCUGCUCCCCAAAGAAUUAGAUCUAGAGAAAUGAAAUUAAGUUGCAGUGCUUGAUCUUAAGAUAGAAAGUUUGAGAGAAACAAUGGCUCAUACUCCCUGAAGAAACACAGGCAUGGUUGGGUGUUUUGUCGUUUUGUGAAGAGAGCUGCUAACAGCAAUCACAGAAGAUAAGGAGUACCUGUCUGUGAAGAAAACAUCUUCUGACAUGGACAAGGUGAUGAGUAAGAUAUUCCAUAUGUAUUCUCUGCCCCAACAUCGUCUAUUGUGUUUAUCCUUUUUUCCAGACAGGCUCUGGUAUUCCGUCAUCCAGGAUCUCUAGAAGAUAAAGGAGAUUAACAAGCAAGAUCCAAGAACGUGCAAAUUCAGGUACAUAACAUCAGUUGCCCUACACUUUCGGUAUGCAGGUGCCAAAGACACUUACAAUGCAUGAAACCCUGGAGAAGCUGAAAGAAGUAUAAUCAUGACAGCCCUACCUUUGGAUAGCUGAUCAGUUCCUGAUUGAAUUUUGUCGUACCUUUCAACUGUUAGCAGCGCUCUUGUUCUGAGAUACAGUUUCUACUUCCAGAAUUCUUUGGAAAUUAAAAAAACAUAACGGGAGGAGUGCUGGAAAAAAGGAUAAGUCAGAAGAUUUGGACAUUGGAUCAGAGGAUAUCGGAUAUCUCUGUAAUACAACACUUAAAAAAAUGUGGUGACUAGAAGAACCUCUCUUUUUGUUCAUAGCAUAUAUAGUGCCUUAUAAAGAUGGGGUUUGGAAGUGACCUAAAAUAUUCUCAUGAUGCUUUGUUAAAAUUGCAAGAUUGGGAGUUACGAUUACUAGAAACUGUGAAGAAAUUUAUGGCCAUGAGAGUAAAAAGUGACAAAGAAUAUGCAUCCACUUUACAAAAUCUUUGUAAUCAAGUUGAUAAAGAGAGUACUUCCCAACUGGAUUAUAUUAGCAAUGUAUCCAAGUCUUGGCUGCUUAUGGUACAGCAGACAGAACAGCUUAGCAGGAUAAUGAAAACACAUGCAGAAGACCUUAAUUCUGGACCACUACAUAGACUUACAAUGAUGAUCAAAGACAAACAACAAGUAAAAAAGAGUUACAUAGGUGUUCAUCAGCAAAUUGAGGCAGAGAUGUUCAAGGUCACAAAGACAGAACUGGAAAAAUUAAAAUCUAGUUACAGGCAAUUAAUAAAAGAAGUUAACUCUGCCAAAGAGAAGUAUAAAGAAGCUGUGGCUAAAGGAAAGGAGACCGAAAGAGCCAAAGAUCGUUAUGAUAAAGCAACUAUGAAACUUCACAUGCUGCAUAAUCAGUAUGUGUUGGCACUGAAGGGAGCACAGUUGCAUCAGCACCAGUACUAUGACACUACACUCCCUUUAUUACUUGAUUCGCUACAGAAGAUGCAAGAAGAAAUGGUUAAUGCAUUAAAAGGAAUCCUGGAUGAAUACAGUCAGAUCACCAGUCUUGUAACAGAAGAGAUAGUGAAUGUCCAUAAAGAGAUCCAGACUUCUGUUGAACAGAUAGACCCUAGUUCAGAAUACAGUAGCUUCAUAGAAGCUCACAGGUCACCAGAGAAUGUAGAACAAGAAAUAGUGUUUGAUACAUCUUUAUUGGAAGAAAAUGAAAAUCUUCAAGCUAAUGAGAUCAUGUGGAAUAACUUAACAGCAGAAAGCUUGCAAGGAAUGUUGAAAACAGUAAUAGAAGAAUUGGUUCAGACACAGCGGACACUUUUGAACAAAGAGGAGCUUGUGUUGGAACUAGAAAAGAAAAUAGAAGAAUCUUCCACGACCUGUGGGAAAAAAUCAGACAUUGUGCUUUUGCUGAGCCAGAAACAAGCACUGGAAGAACUCAAGCAAACAGUUCAGCAAUUAAGAUGCAGUGAGGCAAAAUUUACAGCCCAGAAAGAACUUCUAGAACAAAAAGUUCAGGAGAAUGAUGGGAAAGAGCCACCUCCAGUGGUAACUUACGAAGAAGAUGACAGAUCAGUCACUUCUAUGGAUAAGAAGGACAAGGUGUCCAGGUUUGAAACGAGCUCCAAAAUCCAUGCUGGGCUUUUCAUCAGUAAGAAGAAUUAUUUAGGAUGUAAAACUCAGUUUUUUGAUGUAAUAUCAACCAGCGAGAAACCAUUGGCAGAGCAAGAUUGGUAUCAUGGUGCAAUUCCAAGAAUAGAAGCCCAGGAGCUGUUAAAGCAGCAAGGAGACUUCUUGGUGCGAGAGAGCCACGGGAAACCUGGUGAAUAUGUCCUUUCUGUGUUUUCAGAUGGACAACGGAGACACUUUAUCAUACAAUAUGCUGAUAAUCAGUACCGAUUUGAAGGGACUGGGUUUCCAACCAUUCCUCAGCUUAUAGAACAUCAUUACACAACAAAAAAUGUCAUUACUAAGAAAUCAGGUGUAGUUCUGCUGAAUCCUGUUGUUAAGGAUAAGAAAUGGGUUCUCAAUCAUGAAGAUGUCACACUGGGAGAAUUACUGGGAAAAGGUAAUUUUGGUGAAGUAUAUAAGGGAACAUUAAAGGAUAAAACUCCUGUUGCUGUAAAAACUUGUAAAGAAGAUCUUCCUCAGGAACUGAAAAUAAAAUUUUUAUCAGAGGCCAGAAUACUGAAGCAGUAUGACCAUCCUAAUAUUGUGAAGUUAAUAGGAGUUUGCACUCAAAGGCAGCCUAUUUAUAUAGUUAUGGAGCUUAUUCCAGGAGGUGAUUUCCUCUCCUUUUUAAGAAAGAAGAAGGAUGAGCUAAAAACCAAACAAUUAGUGAAAUUUUCAUUAGAUGCUGCUGCUGGCAUGGCGUAUCUCGAAUCUAAAAACUGUAUACACAGGGACCUUGCUGCAAGGAACUGCCUGGUAGGUGAAAAUAAUGUUCUGAAAAUCAGUGACUUUGGAAUGUCUCGUCAAGAGGAUGAUGGGGUAUAUUCAUCUUCAGGCUUAAAGCAGAUUCCUAUCAAAUGGACUGCUCCGGAGGCGCUCAACUAUGGGAGAUACACUUCUGAGAGUGAUGUAUGGAGCUUUGGGAUCCUUCUUUGGGAGACUUUCAGUUUAGGAGUAUGCCCAUACCCUGGAAUGACGAACCAACAAGCACGAGAACAAGUGGAGAAAGGAUAUCGAAUGCCAGCCCCUCAAAAAUGCCCAGAGGAAAUAUAUAAAAUAAUGCAGCGGUGCUGGGACUACAAACCUGAAAACCGACCAAAAUUCAGUGAGAUUCAGAAAGAACUAUCGUCAAUCAAAAAGAAAGUGACAUAGUGAUAAAGUAGUGACAAACUCAACCUACAGGACUCUUAUUACUUCGUUGAAAAACAUUUUUCCCUCAAACACUAAGCGUUAUACCACAAUAUCUGCAAUAUUCUUCUAGGGUUAUUUUUUAAAAUUAACUCUUUUAUAUAUAUGUGUGUGUACGCACGCGCGCACGCAUGUGCACACUAUCUUGGAAAAUGUCUAAGCAUACAUUAAAAAAAGACAAUUAUUCCAAAUGAGUGUUAUACAGUUACAUUGAUACUGUCAUUUAGGAUACAUGUACAUAGAACAUGAUAUUAUAGAUUUGACUCCCAUCUAUUUUACAGUGAUUAACUGCUAGAGAAAAGCAGCAGUUUAUCAGGAAUCAAUAUGCAUACAACUCUUUUGAAUAGCUAACUUUUUUCUAAAGAUUUUCUACUUUAUGCUGCAUUAUUAAUUUGUUAUCCCAGUGACGGAUGUCAGCUCCAGUGGCACUAAAAUAUGAUGGCCGUGUAAUAUUUCUGAAGACCUUAAACCUAAGGACCACAAUUUUUUAAUAAUAUUUCAAUUAGGAACUUGAUAUUUUUAAAUCGUUUCUGAAACUGAUAUUUUGCUUAGAAAGAACAUGCAUUAAGAUUCUGGAUGUGCAUGUAUUGUUUUUGAACAAAGAAAUCCAUACAGUUUUCAUAGAAUAAUAUUCACAUGAUUUACAAGCACCUCCUUAGAUUUCUUACAGUUGCUUCCAUCAUAGUAAAUAUGUUCACCUUUGGACACUUAUUUUUUCAGAGGAAAAAAGCAGCAGUUUAUCAGGAAUCAAUAUGCAUACAUCUCCUUUGAUGGGCUAGUUUUUUUCUAAAAUGCCACGUAUUAUAUAUGUCUGUCAGGAAAUACUCCAAAUCAUCUGCCUUGGAAAGUACAAGCAGAAGAUGACAACACUUGGUUUUUGAAUGUACACAUAUAGAAAAGCGGUCAUCAGGAAGCAAAUUUGAGAGCAAUAGUGCAUGCAAUGAAGGUAGCGGGUAGCAAUGAUUUUAAAUGGAGUAAAAGAAAAAGUGAAUUGGAAAUUCUCUGGUAGGUUUCUGAACUUUUUUUUUUCCUCCAAAUUUCAAAUGGUAUUCCUUUUUUGCAUGCUGUUGGAGUCAGCAAAAGGACAUGCUUAAGGAAGAACUUUCCAUUCAUAAUGUCACAAAGAAAAAGGCUAUAUCUCAAUUGCAGGAAGAAAUAUUAACCGUUUUAAACCUCUGAAAGGCUGAACAAGGUAUAUAGUAGAAAUAUCCCUCUGUAGAACUGUUUCUUUAGCUGCAUUCAGAUUUGUUCUCCGUUAAAAAAAAAAGUUUUGCAUACUCACUGUCAAAGACUGGUAUAAAAUUGUAUUUCUAUAAGAUCAAGAAAAGCUAAUCAGUCUUUGGGGGGAAAGGCACAAUUAGUUUGUGGCUUGGACCUAUCUCUACAAAAGGCCCAGAUAAGGAUUCCUGACUGCCAUAGAGACCCAUGACUUCAGAAACAAGUUAUGAUCUGGGAUCCAAACUUUGGGAGACUAUGGUUUUGAUGUAGGCCUGUCUCCAAUAAGUAUCAAAUAGUUAUCAGCCCAAGCUGUGUUAACAAGGAGUAAACUGCCAGACCAAAUGACUAAAACAGGUAUGAAAGAAAAACAGUAUUUGGAACUUUUAAUGGCCCUAUAUCCUUCUUGUGGCUGCAUUACAUUUUAUUUAUAUUAUGGUGACUCUUCUAUUGUCCAGAGCACAACUGCUCUUUAAAGUGUAUUUGUAGUAGUAGUGAAAGGAAUGUGUGUGUGACUGAAGUAUUUGUAGGCUGAGAGUUUCAACCAGUAUCUAUUAAAAUAAGUGCCCAAAUGAACAAUGAAGCAACAUGUUAGAGAAUACCUUUUUCAUUGUAGGUGGACUUGUUAGCAGGCUGGGUUUGUUCUGAGGGUAAAGAAAAGAAAUACAUUGGGAAUAUGGAGUAGAAACUGAAAAUAAAGGAAAAUUAAUGUAGUUCCUUUACAUAAAUACUGAGCACAUUUAAUUAUCACUGUGCUCACAUUUGGUCCAAAGAUACUUAACACCAGUAAGAAACAUUGUUUAGUCACUCAGCACUGGCAUAAAAUUCUUUCUAUACCUUAAUGAGCUGGCAUGCUUAUGUGCGUAGAAGUGCAUAAAAGUGCCAGAAAUGUACAACUGUAACUCCAGGAAGAAUGCAGUUCCAAAUCAAUAAAUGACACAAAUGCAGGUCCUCUUAUGUAAUUGCUAAUGUCUAAAAGUUAGGACAAGAACGUAUGGGCUUUUUCUUAGAUUAACACGCUUUUUUAAAUGGAUGACUUAUUUUGUAAAGGACUGUAUAUAUCCAACCCUUUCACAAGAAAACAGAACAGUUCUUUUUGUCUUAAUUUAGUUAACAGGACAGACAAUUCUGAUUUUUAUCUACAGAUGUAAAAGGAUAAAAACUGCAUUCAUUUUUCACUUAUCUAAGCAGUUAACAUUUGCAAUUCAUAUCGUACAUCUGUUUAAAUUGAAAAGGCUUUUCAAAACAUGGGACACCUGCAGUAUCUAAGUAUUCUGUGUUCUUUGUCCUAAGGCAGACAGGAAUUCAAUUCAUGAUUAAUAACCCUUUGGGAGACUGUCAGGAUGAGUUCAUUGGUAUAGAAUAAAUUUAAUAUAGGCAUAUCUGGCUUUCACAAAAACUUAUGUAAACUGUUUUCUCACCAUUAAUUCAGUUGUGUUUGUGACAUCAUUUAUUUGUCCCAUCUGUCACAUGUAAUUAUUGGAAUUAUGUUCUUUAGGAAGUUAAGUCAAUACCAGAUACAUGUCUAUAAUUACUUUUCUUAACUUUACAAGCAUACAGCAGGGAAGACUACAAAAUGUAUAAAGAAAAACUCUUCCAUUUAAGGAAUGUAAGGCAGGUAUAGCAUUCAGGAAUCAAAGCUGCAACUAUCCGCCUUCUCUGUAGUUUUGAAGUCUUCUCUGUAGUUUAACAAAGUCUUAGCUUUGUUAAUGAAUUAACCAAAUAUUGGCUAUUUUACUUUUGUACAUUUUGUUUAAGAUGCAGCAAAAUUAAGUGUGUCUUCUUUUGGAAAUUCAGUAUAUUUGCACUGACAUCUGCACUGACUCCAUGUAAGGGGUUCUAGUGGACUUUGGAAAUAUUCAGAUGGUUAUUACCCAGAAAAUACUCCUAAGUGUUACAGAAAUAGUAAGACAGCGGUACCCUAAAAGUCAAAACCUCUAAGUAUAUUUUAUGAGACGGAGUUUUGAUUGAUCUAUCCAGUUACAAAUUAUUUCUUCUCUUUCAAGGCAUUAUAAAGGAAUGAAAAGUGCUACUGUCAUAUUUCAUUUAACUUUUUAAAAGGUUAUUUUAAGCCCCAUGAAAGCCAAUAAUGAGUGUACAGUUUUAGUUGUUUACAAUCAAAACUGAGCAUUUAAAACUAGCCUUAAUGUUUAGUUUUGAAAUCAUCAUCCUGGUUAAGAUUCUAAAAUAUAUGGAGUUCAUGGUUUAUAGAAAGUGCAAUAUUGAGAAACAGCAUGUUUGAAAACAAGACAGAGACGUGUGCCCUCAGCAGAUGUGUAGUCUUUUUGUACAGUCUACAUUUCACACAGUUCCUAGAUUUUUAAUCGAAAUUGAAAAAGUAAACAACAUUAUUUAGUAACUGUGGUCAUUUUGCAUUUUUGUUUUAAUUGUGAUGUGCAUUUUGUAAUUAUAUCACAGAAUAUGCCUCUAUUUUGAAGUUUCGCUUUCAGUGUCUUAAUAUACUUUAGAGGCUGUCUGCGUCAGGAAGUACAGCAUCCAGACAAUGCUGUUCACAAAAUAAACCUCAGACUUUUGAGGGCAGAAAGCAGUUGUAAGAAAACAGAAGUUUACUGUACCUCACUGUUUUUCUCUCAGCUGUGUUUGUUUAUAAUGAAUGGUGUGCUUAUUCAAAUGCUGCAUAUACUUAUUGUGAAAUCAUAUACAUUAUUUAUGGUAUUUUUACUACUGUAAUGCUAUUAAUCAAAAAUAUCAGUAAACUCCCCUCCUCUCCCAAAUUAAAGAGCCUCAGCCACAACAUUUCUAGCUGAAUCUAAAGCUUGGAGUUUUUCAGAUCUGAAAUUCAAGUUUGGGAUUGUCUCUGUUUUCUCUUUCUCCUUGUUCAUGUGAAUUACUUUGCUGCCAACAGUACCUUAUGCUUUACCCUGCCUAUGCUAGCAUUUUUUAUGAGAGGUCGGACCAGCAGUAGCAAUGGUGAGCUAAUUAGGCUGGCUGCCAGCAUUCUUAUCAUAUCUUCUGGACCAGCUCUGGAAAGGGUCACACAACAGAGAUCUACAUUAGCACUCCUGCUGGUAGAGCAGUACCUCAAAAAUAUUUCAGGGAGAAAGGAUAGUGUAAAUAAGGUAUCUUGUAAAUUAGUCUUAUGAUUUUUAAGAGGAGGUCUUAAUCUGACAUAAUAGCAGUUAAUUGAUAGAAUGUCCGAGAUGCUAAUGGCACACUAUAUAAAGCAGCAAGAAGAGAGAGAGAUGGAUCAAAAAAGUAAGGAUCCUCUUUUGAUAACAAUAACCUUAUUCAUUACCAAUGGAAUAGUUUGCAUCAUAAACACACUUGUUUGUUACAGUAUCAUUACCCAAUAGAUAAGCAGGAAAGCUUGCCACUGAAAUAAGGUCACCUUUUCUAAUUAAUUACUUUAAGUACAUGAGAGGUUUUUUUAAAGAUUUGGUUAAUGCUGUAUUAUGAUAAUUAGUACAGGUUGUGGCUAUUAACCAUUGUGGUGGGGGUACAGAGAACCAUGCUGAAAUGGCAAUCCUUGGAAGCAUUCUGACUGACUUAGCCAUGAUUGCUUUGGGGAUGUACAGAGUACAGACUGUAGUGUGUCCAUCCUGCUGCCUCACCAACAGCAGGGCAUCUGCCCUCUUUAUAUUCAGGCCUUAUACUCCCUGCUGUAGGAGGGCAACUAAAUUCAGUGCCCUUGGAAAUGGAUUAAAUCACUGUAGAACAAAUGAGAGAGGUUUCAAGAAGAAAAAUCCCAAACUCAAUCCUCCCUUAUAGAAAGGAUGUUCUAGCAGAACAUUUAGAAAAUGAAAUCAAGGCAUACAGUGUCCUGUAUAUACCUUAGCCCAAGUGUGGCUGGAUGGAAAUUGUCUUUCAGGCCCACAUCCUUCUGCUGGUUUGCAUCAUGAGAGGAGGAGAGAUUUAAACAUUACUGAUUGGCCAGUUGAUUGUCUAACAGGCAUCAUUUUGCUUCACUUAUCUUUUGUCAAUUUAAAUUAUUAGGCUUGAAAAAUACAGGUCUGCUGAUUUUUAAAAAAAACUGCCCAGUUUUCCAAAGGAAAGGACAGAAAUAAUAAUUUAAUUAAGGACUAUUAUUUAUAAUUCAGAGGACAUGUCAUAAGGUUUUUGAGAUAGUAGCUAGUAUAGCUCAGUAUAAUGUCCAUUUCUGACAGUGAAGGCAUUAAAACAACCAAAAGGAAAGCAGAUUAGAAUCUGAAGUAGAAAGAAUCCCUCUGUUAGUUUUCUGAAGCCCUUUCUUCUGCCACUCACUUGCCAAUAUAUUUCCUUUCUGAAUCUGAUGAGGUGUAGUGAUUGCCAGCUGAACUUUCCCUGUAGCAAUAUAAAAGUAGUGCAGACCUAAAUUGCGUAUCUUCUCUUCUUUGAUAUGAAAGACAAAGCAGGAAAGUACUUCAGGUGAAACCAUACCACAAUCUCAGACAUGAAAACCAAACACAGAUUUAAAUGUCAGCUUCAGUUCAUUGCAUUUAUCACACAAGCACCACGUGGAGCAUUUCACCAUUAGCCUUGCAAAGUGUUAAAGGGUGACAAAGAUGUGUCCUGAGACUUUAUUUAGUCUUCAAAUUAUAUAGCAUCUUCUGAAAAUAAAUGUGCUGAUUUGUCUUUAGAUUUUGUCAGAGUUAUUUUCAUGAGAUGUUGGUCCUUGUGCUUUUAGUCACUACUUUUGGUCUUUACAUCUGGUUUGUCCCAUUCUUCCUUUCCUGAUAGGAGUUCAUUUUCCCCUGGGAUCUGUGCUUUCCUGUUUUUGGAACCUCAGAAAUAACCUGUCUGAGCUGAUGCCCAGAAUAGUACUUUUCCCCCUCACAUUCUUAUCUUCUAAUCUAGAAAGUUAAUAAAACCUGCAGGAAAUACAGCUCCCUAGACUCAGAUAAAGUAGUGGUAUUCUACCUCCCUCAUUGUGUUGGCCUGUUUGUGCAGGAUAUCUUACAAACAGUUUAAGAAUGACAAUAGCUAUGAUGUACAUUACAUACCAGCAAUAUUUCCAUUAGAAAGAAAAAGAGAGCAAAGGGGGGGGGGGGGG
Molecule: messenger RNA, 9854 nt
Organism: Pelodiscus sinensis (Chinese soft-shelled turtle)
Lineage: Eukaryota; Metazoa; Chordata; Testudines; Trionychidae
Source: RefSeq, a predicted model, not a curated record